This is a messenger RNA of Oppia nitens, 3371 nucleotides long. Its product is annotated as ubiquitin-associated protein 2-like. Lineage: Eukaryota; Metazoa; Arthropoda; Arachnida; Sarcoptiformes; Oppiidae. Gene Ontology annotation, cellular component: cytoplasm; nucleus. The coding region runs from base 211 to 3273 and encodes 1020 amino acids. The transcript is spliced from 7 exons. Gene Ontology annotation, molecular function: protein binding. The record is from RefSeq and is a predicted model, not a curated record.
UAUAUUUGACACGUAAUUAGUGUUGUGUUGGUGUGCGACAAGUGUUCACAGUUUGGCUCAAUUUGUAAAUUGUUUAUUCAAAUGGUUUGGCUUUUUUGUACAUAACUGACAACAAAGUGUUGGCAUUUGAUUGUAAAUAAAUCGAGAGAUCAGUGUAUUUCUAUUAACGAAGACAUCGUCUAAAUAAGUGAUUUGGUAUCAAAUCAAACCAUGACUUCAAUUAUCGGAAGUGUUACGGCCGCUGGUGGUCAACAGCGGCGGCAAAAUAAAGACAAAAAAAGUCAAUCAAAUAAAAGCAAUCAUGUGGUCAACAGUACCGCCUCUAAUGAUAAUAAUCAGAGUAACCAUACUUCUGAUAAACAAAAAGUUGAUCACAAAUUACAGCCAACGGCAGAACAGAUCCGUAUAGCAAAUCUGAUGAAUGACAAGAUGGAUGACAACGAUAUUAAGGCCAAAAUUGAUCAAAUAGUUGAGUUGACGGGUGCUUCACGUGAUGACGCUGUGGUAGCACUUCAUGACUGCGAUAACGAUGUCUCCAAAGCAGUUGAUAUGAUACUAGAAGGCGAUAGUCUCGACACUGAGUGGCGAUCGACCGGCAAAAAGAAGAAACCUCCCAAAAGUGCAGCCAAUUCCGCAAAUGAUGAAAAUCAUAAGCCAGACCACAGUCGUGAUAAUAAAUCGGACAACAGAGACGCCAAGCAAUCGAACAAUCGAUCAGAAAGUAAAUCCAAUCGAGUCGGUGGUGGUCGCGGAGGAGGACCUCCGAGAUUACAGAAAGCUUUGGCAUUCAAAGGUCAACGAGGAAGACCGGGAUUUAAGGAAAACAGAAAUUCUGGUGAUAGACAACCAUCGGAUGACCAAAGUAUCGGUGUGUUUAAUAGUUCACAACAACCAACAAAUAGGUCUUUAUCAGACAUGUCUGCGCCUCCUAAACGAAAUGAAAGGAGAGGUCGUGGACGCGGUUCAGGUCGGGGAGGCGGCAAUAGAGGAGCUUUCAGUGGUUCAGGUCGGGGGUCACGUACCUUUCAAAACCGUGGUUUACAGGGCAACGAUGGAUUUCCUAACUCCAUAGACACGUGGACCAAUAGUACCGCUGAUGAAACGUCAAAUAAAGCCAAUUUAACUGUUAAUACAAUGACUGUCGGCAACUGGUCUGACAUUGCGACUAAUGAAGACUGGAGUGAAGAGGAUUGGGAUCCAAAUCACAUGGAGACCAAAGUGUUUACUCCGAGCACUAAGAUAUCUGAAAAGGAAGAGAUAGAAGUGAGAGACAAAAUGUCAUCGAAAUUGUCUCAAAACAACCAAAAUCCUAAUUUAACGCAAUUUAUGCCGAAAUCAAGCGUUGAUUCUAAUCAACAAUCAAUGAGUUCAUUAUUAUCGGCAAACAUAUCGCGUAAUGCGAACGUAGCCGCCGGUCAAACACUUCUUCAGCAAAUACAACAGUCAAAUGCUGGUCAAACAUCAUCUUUGAAUCAGUUCUCACAUUAUAAUAAACAGGCGACUGAAAGCAUAAAAUCACUCGUUGGACUGACUUCUUCAUCUAAUUACAACAAUAAUAAUUCUGAUUUAUUGUCCACUAAUGAACGGGAUUUAGAUUCACUGACUAACCCUCAAAACAUUUCUAUGACCAAUAAGACGGCGCGAAUAAAACAAACGAGACCUUCAAAAAUACCAGAAUCAGCUGUCGAGAUGCCAUCAAACGAUACUAUUGCCGCAUUGGGUGUCCAUUUUGGAAGUCUUGAGUUUGGUUCCGAUAGUAACCAGUUUUCAUUGAGUUCUGAUACUAACGCCGUAUUCCAAGAAGCAGUCAGUCAUGUGAAUAAACAGAAAAAGUCCGAAACUAAUUCACUGUCGAGCAGUUCCAUCUUAACACAGUCUACUGAUAAUACAUACCGACCCUCCAACACAAAUAUCAACGAUUCCGCCAAUAAAGUGGUUUCUUCUUCAAUCAUACAGAACUCAGUGCUCGGACAUCAAUCACUUACUGGCGAUACACUACUUGAUCACAACAAGUCAAGUGUUGGACAGUAUGCGCACAAAGUACUCGACCGAACCAACAAAUCUGAUUAUUCCUCUGUUUCGCCGCAACAGACCGUUAGCUCGACAGACAUUACCUCAAAUUAUAAGACCACAUAUUCAUCAGAUAAUACCUAUAACUCAAGCUAUUCAACGACCAGUUCUUCAACUUAUCCCUACACAAACAGUCAAUCUUAUGGCAAUUAUUCAACAAACUUCUCUGGUACAGCAAUUGGCAAUACAUCCAAUAGUUCCAAUCAAAAGUUAAGAGAUAUGGAUACGAAUCCACAACAAAAACAAUAUGAUGUGACCAACAAUUCUGUCGGUAGUUUAGGAAUGAUUAAUUCUACGGUUACCACAAAUGUCUUGAAAAAUACAUUGUCUGCGACUGGAAAAGGUGUCCAUAAUGUUCCUCCCGGUGUUGCCGCUACUCCUGUGUUAAGUACUCCUUAUAUUGUUCAGAACACAGGAGUUCCUAUUUAUCCGAUGGGUAUUCCUUAUGACUUACAAUUUCAACCGACGGCUCGCGAACACAAUUUUGGUCCGUACGGCACACAAGAUGUGAAGUACGGUCGCGGAUCUGAAAAUGAAGUAAUACCGGUAUCGACGAGUCAAACGGGCGUUUCACACAAUCAGACGUUUGUUAACACUUUUCCACCGGGAUAUGGGUUUUAUUUAGCGCCUGGCAUUAAUAUGAUGCCCGCACAGAGCAUUUAUCCCACUGCCGGUCCCCUUUAUCCUGUGGCUCAACAUCAGGGUACCGGCUCAGGUGGCAAUGCUUUUGCUAAGGCUAGCACUACAUAUGGAUCUCAUUCUUACAAUUCUGGAUACGAUUCCAUUUCAGGUGUGGCUCAAAACCAGGAUUAUGUUAAACAAAGUUAUCCACAAUCAGUGCAACAACACAACAAAGGCAUGAGUGGUUCCAAUGCAUCGGACUUGACCUCUGGAAAUACAUCUAUUUAUGGCAAAUCACAUUCGCAAAUAAAUAAAAGUUAUGAUAAACAGGGCUUUCAAACGGCAACCCCUGCCUUCAAUCUGACAGCCGGAACACAAUCAGCGGGCAAUAUGUCGUCGACAUACGGCGCUCCCUAUGUGUUACCUCAUUCACAACAAGCCAUGUCUUUACACACUAUGUCAUCGCUUCAAAACGAUGUCUCGCAGACAAGUGGGCCGGGAGUUGCAGGACAGAGAUCUAUAUCUCAGUCUCACAAAAAUUCGGGAACAGGAGCUAACAAUUAUAAAUAUAACUGGAGUUAAAUGUAUUAACUAAUGACAACAAUCCAACAUUAUAUAUAAUGAAUGCAUCACUUAUUAUAUAUUUUAAUGUAUAUUAUUAUGAAAAUGCUUUGAAUGUU